UAGGACGGUCUCCAAUCCGCGGAGUGGUGAUUCUUCGGUAAAGGGCAACGACUCGCCAAGUGAAAAUAAUGUCUCCUUAUGCACAUCGGAGGCAGUCGCGGUGAACAGUGCGGGCACGCGUGUGUAAAAGACCUCAACCGUCACGACGACGACGACGGUUCACACCACACGGCAGGAAUUCCGUGUGAUCCCGCCGGUGGAUUAAAAAAACCACGGUGUUAAAACGCGCGCACACGGAAAGACGCCUCUGAAACGAAGCCGCGGUGCGACGCGGCCGGCCAACUUGGAAAUGCAUCGUACGAGAGCAGCUUGAGAAGGAGCAAUGGAGGACGAGCCACGGGAUACAUGUUUCGGGGCAGGAAGCGUGGCAGGGGCUGUGAUCGGUACAUUUCUCACGACGAUACUCCUGCUGAUCGUUGCUGCCCUCCUCUACAGACAGUGGCGCAGGCACAAAGGGAAACACCUGGUACUGGUGACAGACCCAGAAAUCGUCGAGGAAGCCUACGCCUUCGACAAUCCGUGCUUCAAAGAUGUCACGGCGUCGACGACGAAUCGAGUUCGUGAGGGAACGGUGUCCGUGGCAUCCGGAGACACCCCAGGUAAAGAUUCUGUACGAUGGUCUACCUCUUGGACGUCCCUUGGUCUGGGAUCGCCCAACCGCAACGAUAAGCGAAAAGCUCUCGACGAUUCUUGUGUCGGACCAAAGGCUACGAAGGUUAGCGUAGUCAGCCUGAAAAGCCGGGACUUCACGGGACUUGGAUUCAACAUUUGCGGUAACAUGAGGGAGGGAAUCUUUGUGAAAGAUCUCUUGCAUCGUGGACCUGCCUCAGAAUCUGGACGAAUACAUCCUGGUGAUCGUAUCGCCAGUGUGAAGAUCAGUUUCCGAAACAUGGUCUACGAAGACGCCCUCACGAUUUUGAGCUACGCGUCCCCGUACGACGUGAAGCUCGAAGUAGAAAGCGGAGGUACCGGCUCAAAACCAACGACACUUUUAAAAAUCGUCGCGAAACGGUUGUUCAUAGUCGACCCCAAUGAAUCCGUUUGCUCGAAUUACUCGACAAUGAACUCGACCCUGAAGUCGACGAAAUCGACGCCUAUCAACCAAUACGAGAAGCGUCAUGAGGAAUCGAAGAGUAAUCACCAAAAAUUUGGGAUCAAAGUGCUGCCCGCCCUGGACGGCACGGUUCACCGUAUCGAGAAUCAAAACGAGCACAAUACGAACCUCGAGAGACGAAACUCGAAGAAGAUGGACACAGAGAAGCAUCUGACCAACGUGAACAUGACUUCUCUAAUUGGCGAGAAGAAGGAGGAAUCGCAGCGGCAACAGAACGCUCAGGGAUCGAACACACCGAAGACCGACAUCUUCGAAGCUCGCAGCGUGGACAUGCCGGACAAGGGUGGAAAGGACAGAGAAACGUCGAUUCACAUCCCCUCAGAGGUACCCGCAGAAGUGCACAAUGCGGCCAUGGCCGCUCGUAGGAACCGAAAGAACAGCUCGGAGCUAUUAAACGUGCAGAAAACAGUGGAACCGGUUGUUGAGACGGAGGAUCAGCGGAAUGUACAGAAGAACAAACGGAAAGCUCCCCAGCCACCAAAAGGCAACAACGACAGUGACGUUUCUUCUCCGAGAAAGGAUUCCCCGGCAAAGGGGUACGAUCUGAAGAAGGAAGAUGAAAUUAAUAGUAUCACCGAUUAUGCGGACUCUUUGACCGAUUACGUGAACAAGGUGCGCGAGACCACGGAGAAAACGGAUCCCCGUGGGGACCAGAAGGUGGACGGUUCGAUCGUCGACGCGCGACACUCGGAAUCCGACACCGACAGUGAAAUACAGAACAGCUUCACAACCAUCGAGCUGAAUUCGGCUGACAUUACUAUUCAUCGGACACCCAUACCGGAGACGAACAACGACGAGGACGAUGACGAUGACGUGUACCGGAAAGCAGCGAGCUUGGGCGAUCUGUCGAAGUACGAGUGCAGAACGUCUGCGACACUGGAGAGAGCUCAGAGUCUAGACAUGACGGAUAAUGGGACCAAGAAACGAAAGGCGCCACUACCGCCGGAGGACAUCAACGAGUCAACCGAAGAUCUGACCAAGCUCGAUCAGAUGGACACAUUCGACCGACGGCUAUUGAAAAAGUCGAACGAGUGGGGCAACUUGGAAGACAUGGUCUGGUGUAAGAAGCAGGAGACAGAUGAUAAAUCGAAGAUGUCCAGAACCGGAAAGAAGGGCUACGAUUCUCUGGAACGGUCCAAGUCGGCCGUGGAAAUCAAACUGAAAGACGAAGACGACUCCACGCCGAAGGAAGAAGCUUCUGCCGAUGAAACCAGCAUCGAGCUGUACAAUCUUCCUCUAAGUAAGAGACUAACGGAGGAAUUCAUUCACGCGGAACGUAUGUUCAAUCCCGACGAAGACAAUUCAUUGGCCAGAAUCGUCAACGAUGGGGUCGUUGUCAAGAGUCCAACACCUGAAGAGAUGGAACGGAAAUUCAAGCAGGGCACGUCGUUCACCGUGAACGAUUCUUCGGACGAAGACGAGAAAACAACCAGCAGAGACUUUGCCAAGGCUCUGAAACAUUUCGAGGCGUUCUCAGAGAAAUCACCUACUUUCACCGACACGUCGAAGCACCACGAUCUGUUCCGUUUCAAGAACUGGAAAGAGGAUGGAUCGUUGCUGGCCAGCAACGAUCCAAUUUCGUACGCUGGAAGGAAGGAAGUUGAAGAGGAACCUAUGGCCAAGAUUCACGUGAAAAGAGGGUGCCACGUGUGCUCGGAUAACUGCAAUCGCCACGAGACCUGUAAGAAGAGGGCUUUCUCCUCGAAGAGAUCCUCCACUCCGAUACCAUUGCAAGACUAUUCCUCCAACUCGACGGAGGGCAAUGGUUCCGAUUCGAUAACUGUCCCGGACGAAGACGAAGCGAACUCUUUACCUCAUCCGCACGGGGCGACGUUAAAGCACAGGGGGAACACCAGCGAGACUUCGUCGAUCGACUCGACGUCGCCGUCCAGACGAGUGAUCGAGACUCCCACUAGUCAUAGGAUCGACCGGGAGAACGACGAGGACGAGGACGAGUACGAGUUCGGUUCCGGUGUGACCGUGAGCAGCAAGAAUCUGUUCGAUCGUGAGGAUCGUCGUAACAUUAACAAUAUCAGUGUGUCCAGUGGUGAGAACAGUGAGGACAGCGGUCUGGUCGGCGAGUCGAUGGAUUACAAUCCCCAGGACUUCGACAACCGACCGUCCCUACCGAACACGCCGAUGCCCCAGAAGAUGACGUAUAUCACGGAGAUCAAGCUGUCCCCUAACAAGGAACGACUGGUCCAAGAGGACAGCGACGGGAACAACGAGACGCUUUCCAUAAUCGGGAAAGAGAAGAAGUCUGCGCAGAACGAAAUCAAAACGACGUCGAACGGCAAGGCGUCGAACAAGAAGCCACCCGUACCACCGAGACGAACAGAUAUCGCGAAGUCGAACAAGAGGGGAAACGGUGAGAAGCAGGUGAUCUAUGUGUCGGAAUACAAGCCUAACGAGUCGAAAGGCAGCGACGACUCGGAUACGAAUCAGGAACUGAAACAGUCGGAUACGAAGAAUCUCGAACAAUGGACGUUUUUAGAGGACAAGGAACAGAAUCGAUGAGGAUUUUUACCGGUGAACGAUAUCGAUUAUU
Molecule: messenger RNA, 3662 nt
Organism: Dufourea novaeangliae
Lineage: Eukaryota; Metazoa; Arthropoda; Insecta; Hymenoptera; Halictidae
Molecular function (GO): protein binding
Source: RefSeq, a predicted model, not a curated record